UGAAGUGAGAAAGCCAGAAGUGAACAGAUAUCAAAAGACAUGUCUGCUGUGAGGAAGACAACCAAACGCCAAUCAACUGAUGAAGAACUUCAGGAGCGAGCUGAUGUCAUCACACGGCAACUCAAACAGGGGCUGGAUCUGAACGUGUCCUUUAAGAAAGUUCUGGAUGUCAGUUCUGGUGACACUCACAAAGCUGGAAUGAAGCCAGUUACCUUUGUUAGACAGGUGAUAGCUGGAUGUUUGUAUCCCAGCCUUCUGGAAAGUGACAUUCUUCCACCAGAUGUUCGUCUGAGAGCACAGAUUUUGCUGGAACAGUGUGAUGGAGAGAGCAUCGGUUCGUACACAGAAUCGUGUGGACUGACGUAUGUGAGAAACACUGUGGCAAAGUCCAUUUCUCUGCGGGACGGGGGAGUCCCUUCCAGUCCAGAACAAAUCUUCAUCACUUCUGGAGCCCACAGAGGUCUGAUGGUGAUGAUGAGAAUGCUGUGUCAAUCAGAGGGCAUGAGCGCGGUUCUGAUCCCAGUCCCCGCCCCUCACAGUCUGCCACGCCUCCUGGAAAGGGUGGGAUUAAUUCCGUUGCCCUAUCACCUGAAGGAGCAGGGUGGGUGGGGCCUAGAAAGGGCGGCGCUACGACGAGUCAUCCAGACCUCCAGAGGGCACUGCUGUCCACGAGCGAUUUAUAUCAGCAACCCCGGCAACCUUACAGGGCAUAUCCAGAGCAGAGAAUCCAUCCAGGAAGUGAUCCGCUUCGCUGCAGAGGAAGAACUUUUUUUGCUGGUAGAUGAGGUUUAUCAAGACAUGGUUUUUGCAGAAGACACAGAGUUUGUGUCGUAUAAGAGAGUUCUUGUUGAGAUGGGCUCAUUUUAUUCUGAUAAAGUACAACUGGCCUCAUUCCAUUCACUGUCCAAUGGCAUCAUGGGAGAGUGUGGUUUAAGGGCGGGUUAUAUGGAGCUGGUAAACGUUGAUGAAGCGAUACUAUUAUACACUGAGGUUCUUCUAACGGGAGACAUAAGCGCUCCUGUGACUGGCCAAAUCGCUGUUGAUGUCAUGGCUGAUCCACCCCGCCCAGGAGACCCCUCCUACAGUUUAUACACACAGGAGGUAACGUCUAGGCUGAACACACUGCAGUGUAACAUGUCCAGAGCUGUAAAGUUCAUUAAUGAUCUACCAGGAUUCAGCUGCCUGUCAGUUCAGAGUGGAAUCUUCAUCUGUCCUCACCUUAGUCUUCCUCACUCAGCUGUGACACACUCACAGUCUCAGGGGUUUCAGGCAGGUUUGUGGUACAGUAGGAGGUUGUUGGAGGAACAGGGCAUUUGUGUCGGAUUCAUGGAAUGCAUGAAAGAACUUCACACACACUCAAAGAGCUGCUGCCACUUAAGGUUGUGUGUGCUGAUGCCAUCUGAUGAACUGGAGGAGGUUCUACAGCGCCUUCAAUAUUUUCACCUUCAAUUUCUGAAAGAAUACUGAAAAACUCAAGAUACUUUCAUUUGACAACCAGCAGAGCAUUUCAAUAACAGUUUAAUUGAUUCAGAAGUAUAAAUUGUGAUGAAACUGUAAUGUCACAGACACACACUGAAGAUAUUGUGACCACUAGAGAGCAGAAUUCCUGAGAAGUGAAAUGAAGUAAAUUCUAUAAUUAUCCCUGUUGUAAUAAGAAACAUUUGUGUUAGUUUUUCUUCAUUGCAUCAAUAAACAAAUAUGAGCACUUA
Messenger RNA from Myxocyprinus asiaticus (Chinese sucker), 1709 nucleotides. RefSeq names its product alanine aminotransferase 2-like (gene gptl). The coding region runs from base 40 to 1467 and encodes 475 amino acids. Gene Ontology annotation, biological process: biosynthetic process. The transcript is spliced from 11 exons. Lineage: Eukaryota; Metazoa; Chordata; Actinopteri; Cypriniformes; Catostomidae. Gene Ontology annotation, molecular function: L-alanine:2-oxoglutarate transaminase activity; pyridoxal phosphate binding. The record is from RefSeq and is a predicted model, not a curated record.